UGAGAGAUAACCCACAUCUCUGUGGUCCACUGUUUGACUGAGGGCGCAUGAGCCGCUGGGAGCUGUGUGUUUGCAGUAAAGAGAUCAUCAAAGACCAUGGCUUACAGUGUCAACAUUCAUCAUGAAUCGGACUCUGACUCUGACUCUGACUUUGAGUGUGUGGGAGAGAGUCAGCCACGUCAGGACUCCUUCCAGCUUGUUGGAGAGCCAGCAGCCAGCACCCAGUGGUGUCCUGAAACCCUACAGAUGGACGUUUUUAAGGAAUGCACGGGUACAAAUGCAGAGUUUACUGCAAUUGGCCAAAUGAGAGAUGAGACCGUUGACAGAAAGCAAAUAAACUCUCUACAGAGGCAUCAUUGGUCGGCUGCUACCCGAAAGGUCCUCUCCUCCAUGCCCAGUCGCACUGCUGGGAUACAUUCUGCUGCAGUAAUUCCCAAGCGUGCCAGAGACUCAUCUCGCCUACAGCAACACCAGACCUCCUCCCAGGAUUCUUCUGACUCCUCUAGACCAAACCAUAACGAAUUUGUUCAGGCAGAGAUGGAAGAAAUCAACACUGAAGAAAACAAGACGGAGCAGUUGGUGUCCAGCCUCCGAGGCCUCUCAGUGAGUGAGGGAAUGCGAAAGCUGCGAGCCACGCCGAUCAGCCUGGCAGACAAGAUGGAAGUCAGGCGACUUGCUUUCAGUGACGUAGCCGAGAGUUCGCUCAUCAGCAGAAAUAUUCCAUGCAACAGUCGUCUUAAGGUGUACAUUUUGAGGAGUUGGCGUCACUGCCUGUUCAGCUGCCUCCCCGUCCUCACUUCCCUCAAGCUGUGGCAUUCACCCUUGAAGAGACUGAGUGGACGUUUCGGAACCGGGGUGCUUUCCUACUUCCUGUUUCUCCGGACCCUCCUGCUCUUUAACCUCCUUCUCUUUGUCAUUAACGGCCUGUUCCUGGUCUUCCCUCAAGCCGUUAACCCUCCUCCUCAUCAUGAUUCUCAUUUCGACACUUUCACUGGCCUUGAGCUUCUCACAGGCACGGGCUACUUCUCUCAGAGUGUGAUGUUUUACGGCUACUACACUAACACCGUCCUCAAAACGUGUCGAGCUGCUGACUCCACCGCUGACUCGCCUGAUCUGCCAGUGUGUGAUGCCGAUAAGCCCCACAUAGUGCCAUACAGCAUACCUGCAGCCUAUUUCUUUACCAUCACCAUCACUGCCUUCUUCAUCUGCAUCAUCCUGGUGUACAGCAUGUCCAAGUCCUUCGGGAGAAGUUUUCAAGUCCUCAAGUCCAACGGGAAUCUGGCUGUAAAGGUUUUCUGCUGCUGGGACUUUAAAGUCAGCAAGAAGACGUCCGUGAGACUGCAGUCUGAGAAAAUCAGCACUCAGCUCAAAGAGCUGCUGUCUGAGAUGAUCAGCGGAGAAGAUAAAAAGAGCUGCAUGCAGCGACUCGGCCGCCUUAUGGUGCACCUGGUGGCGUGGACUAUAUGCCUGGCCAGCAUCUUCCUGGGCGCCAUAGGAGUCCACUACCUGUCAGAGGCUGUCAUUAAGCAGACUCCUUUCAAAGAAACUGAGCUGCUGCUCUUGUCUGCAGUGGUGUCUGGCAUUAACCUGUUAUUCCCCGGCCUCUUCAACCUGUGUGCCUGGAUAGAGAAACACGACUCACCCAGUGUUCGUGUCUAUGUCUCCAUCUUCAGGAACCUGCUGUUGAAGGUCAGCAUUGUUGGAGUGCUGUGUUUCCGUUGGCUCGGGAGAAUUGCUGUGGAACCAGAAAGUUGUGGUCUGCAGUGUUGGGAGAGCUUUGUGGGGCAAGAGCUGUAUCGCCUGCUCCUGAUGGACUUUGUCUUCACUGUGCUUUACACUUUUUUGGGAGAGUUCCUGUGGAGGCUCUUCUCCAAGAAAGUGCUGAGAAGGAACAGAAUGCCAGUGUUUGACAUUGCUCGUAAUGUGCUGGAACUCAUAUACGGACAAACCCUUACUUGGCUCGGGGUGCUGUUUGCUCCACUACUUCCUGCCGUCCAGAUCAUAAAGCUGUUUGUGCUAUUUUACAUGAAGAAGAGCAGCCUAAUGCUCAACUGUCAGGCGUCCAGAAAGCCUUGGAGGGCCAGUCAGAUGACGACACUGUUCAUCUGUCUUUUGUGCUUCCCCUCGUUUCUCGGUGCUGCCGUGUCUGUCACUUACACAAUUUGGACGAUUAAACCCUCGUCAGGAUGCGGCCCUUUCAGGAAUCUCACCACAAUGUUUCAGUCAGGACAGCUGUGGGCACGGGAGCUGGAGAACGCCCACCCGAUCCUGUCAUGGCUCAGCUGGGCCUACAACUCUCUGGUGGAGAACCCACUGUUCUUAUUCCUCGCCAGUGGAGUCCUCCUAAUGGUGAUAUAUUUUCACACUCAAGUUGUUGAUGGCCAAAGGAGAAUCAUCAGCCGGUUAGAAAAGCAAGUUGAAAAUGAGGGUAAAGACAAAAAGUUCCUCAUCGCCAGUUUGCAAGCCAUUUACGAACAAAGUGGUCUGGUUUCCCCUCAUAGAUGAGUCUGUGGCUGAACAACAGAGCAAUGGAGACAUAAUCUCAUCAGCGACGAGAAUCUUCACUAUGAUAGAUGGUUCAACGCCAUCAGGAAAUCAGGACAAUUGUCCACAAAACACAAUGAGAACAAAACAACAAGCAAAACCAGAAACAGUAAAGUGUGACAUCAAACAUAUUCCAUAAUGUGUGAGCUCUUAAUGUGCUGGCUGUUAGCUUCAUAAUGGAGCGGUGAACAUUUAUUUAUAC
Epinephelus moara (kelp grouper) is the source of this 2746-nucleotide messenger RNA. RefSeq names its product transmembrane channel-like protein 6 (gene tmc6a). Lineage: Eukaryota; Metazoa; Chordata; Actinopteri; Perciformes; Serranidae. The coding region runs from base 97 to 2505 and encodes 802 amino acids. The record is from RefSeq and is a predicted model, not a curated record. The transcript has 19 exons. Gene Ontology annotation, molecular function: mechanosensitive monoatomic ion channel activity. Gene Ontology annotation, cellular component: plasma membrane.